GAAAAUACCAAAAAUGUAAAGCCUAUACAAGUAGAAGUAGAAGGCAAUAACUCAGGUUUACUAGAAUAUAUCAACAAAAACAAUCCUAGCUGGAAUGAACAAGUAGCUCAAGAAACUAAAGAACUUAAGAAAAUAACAAAUACAUAUAAGAAAGAACUUAAAGAAAAUAGAACAUAUGUGACAAAAGAAAAAAUUUCAUUGGUAAAAAAAAGUGACAAAAUAGCAACACUUAUAGAACAAGACAACAAUACUUUUACAUAUAAUGAAGAGGUUAUUGAAGUCAAUACACUUAAUGAAGAGGUUCUCAAAAUUAAUAUAUGUAAUAAAAAUAACAACAAAACAACAAUAUGUAACAAAGAGGUUUCUGAAACUAGUACAGGUAACAAAGACAACAUAGAAACAACAACUCAAAAUAAAUCAGAACAAGAAUUUCAUGCUAACAAAGAAGAAAACCCAUACUUGCAAGAUGAUAUACCUAUUACUGAUAGUGUGGGCUUACAAGAAAAUGAUUUAACACAAAAUAAACAAAAUAGACCUUUGUUACCUUUAAUAGAAAUAGACAACAAUAAAAAAAACAAAGAAACUCUACACUAA
Cetraspora pellucida is the source of this 594-nucleotide messenger RNA. The record is from the annotation of a GenBank genome assembly. NCBI's taxonomy places the organism in Eukaryota, Fungi, Glomeromycota, Glomeromycetes, Diversisporales, Gigasporaceae.